CACCAUUUUAACUCGACUACGGAAGCACAAGGCAUGCCAGGGUGAUGCUUUUCUUGACGGUGAAUAGUGCAUGAUGAAUGUCUUCUCCAAAAACGCAUAAUGAAAGUUUUAGGACUAUUGACUGAGGGAGCGGAGCUCCAGAUGCGCCGCCCGUCUUUCACUGAGGAUGCAUCCUGUAUCACUCCACACAAAGUGGGUCAUUGAGAGCACAAAAUAAACAGGAACUUGUGCAGUCUGAAGAGAAAGGGGUUACAGAGUGCAACAGAGAAACGCUGUCAGCUGUUCUAGUGUUUUAGCUCUUCUAGCUGUUUUUAUUUCAUUUCAUUUUUUUUUAUGGGAGGAAAUGAGAAACAAAUCUUUAUAGGUGUUCAGUUCUUCAUAGAUCUGUAUAGAACUAUUCUUCUGAGUCCAAUUGAACCCAGUCCUUUCUUUAUGCAGAGCUGCUAUGGUUUAGUCAUCACAUUUAUGGAUUUUGAAACUCCAGCAAUUAUGAGAACCUGAAAAGUAAGCUUUCCUGAUAUAAAAAAAAAAAGUCAGCAGUCAGACCAAAUGGCAGUAAAAUUCUCCCAACAGAAAAGCUACUACACUGAAGGAGAAAGGACAUGGGGCAUGAAAGACGCUCGUUUGCUUUCGUUUAACUUUGACCUGUGAAUUCGCGUGCGUCAUUCUGUGAACCAGCAGAAAAAAGGUGGCCGGGCCGGGCUAUUUAUGCUGUUGGGAUAGAGCCGUCUUGUCCACCCACAUACACUAGGGAUGGUUUUGUGGUAAAAUUCAUUUUAUUCUCUCGGUAUAGCAUUUUCUCAUUAACAAUGUUGGCACCUCUGCUUUAUGUGCUUGUGUCUCUUUUGGUACACGAUAAUGGGCAAAGGUUUUUGGACACCUGAGCGUCGUACCUAUAUUUGGUUCUUCCCAAAACUUUUGCCACAAAGUCGUAAGCACACAGUUGCAUAGGAUGACUUUUGUGUAUUCUUUAGGAGUACAAUUUCCCUUCAUGUUCCAGCAUGACUGUGCCCCUAAUGAGCUCCGUGAGUAGACAUGGUUUGCCAAGGACUGAGUGGAAGACUUGUGUCCUGCAUCGAGCCUUCACCUCAACCCCAUUGAACAGCUUUGGGAUGAACUGGAACACAGACUGUACCCCAGGCCUCCUCACCCAAUGUCAGUGCCUGACCUCGCUACUGCUCCUCACUUGUGACUGAAUGGACACGCAUCCCCACAGCCCCCGAGCGUUCUCAGAAGAGUAGAGGUUAUUAUAACCAGAAAAUUGGAUGUUCAAAAAGCACAUGUGGGUGUGAUGGUCGGGUUUCCACAUUCUUUUGGCCACGUAGUUGAAUUUUCCACUGGACACUGUGUCAUGGCCGACUGCCCCCACACAAUCGGCGUGGAGUUCGGAACGAGGAUCAUCGAGGUGAGCGGGCAGAAGAUCAAGCUGCAGAUCUGGGACACGGCAGGGCAGGAGCGCUUCAGAGCCGUGACACGCAGCUAUUACCGGGGUGCUGCCGGAGCGCUCAUGGUGUACGACAUCACCAGGAGAAGCACGUAUAACCAUCUCAGUAGCUGGCUUACGGAUGCCAGGAACCUCACCAACCCCAAUACUGUGAUCAUUCUCAUAGGUAACAAAGCAGACCUGGAAGCUCAGCGAGAUGUGACGUAUGAAGAAGCCAAGCAGUUCGCUGAGGAGAACGGUUUGCUGUUUCUGGAAGCCAGUGCAAAAACAGGCGAGAAUGUGGAGGAUGCUUUCCUGGAGGCGGCGAAAAAGAUUUACCAGAACAUUCAGGACGGCAGCCUGGACCUGAACGCGGCCGAAUCAGGGGUCCAGCACAAGCCGUCUGCCCCGCAGGGCGGCAGGCUAACCAGCGAAGCACAGCCUCAGAGGGGAGCAUGUGGCUGCUAAUGACCAACACUACUCACUCGACCUUCUCAUCCCUGUUCACCUCUCCCUCCUCCUCCUCUUCUAUCACUCCGCCCGGCCUCGUCCUUUCCCAACUCGCAGGGGGGUGUGAGCAGGGGCCGACGAACGGAGGCAACUACACACAGACUCGACUGUUUGUCCGUGACUCUCCCCCGCUCCAUCACUUUCUCUUUCACUUGAUAACCGCUUUGUCCUUUUCCUUCCCUCAUGCUCUGCCUGAGUAUCGGCCGAUAUCCGAUACCCGUCAGAGGUGCGAGAAGCACGAUGGCGGCGUGAUGGUGUUUAAUCAGCGAUCUGUUGCGUCAGUCGACACCACGAAUGUUCAAAAAGCAUCCAUCGGAACAGAAAUCGAUUCCGAGACAGUAUUGACCGUAAUACCGGUACUCAGGAUCAGACGGUACGUCCAUACUAGCAGCAGAAUCCCGUCAGAUUAACAGUGUGUGUUGUUAUUAUAGCGUGUUCAUUGUUUGGGGAUGUUUGAGUCAAUUCUCUCUCUCUCUCUCGACACUUUACGAAAAGGCACUUCUCCUCGCUUAAUCUUUUACAAGAUUCCCGAUUUUUUUGUGCUGGGCCUCAGUUUUCCCUUCUCAAACCAGCAUUUGAUUUGUUGCCUUAUGAUUCAUGUUAUUAUUCUAGCCAUCACUGAUUAAUCUUAUUCUGUUGCUCAGAAUUAAACAUGCAGUUUUACAUGGUUGAGAGAGGUGUUUUUUUUUUGUUUUUUUUUUAAUUUUAUGAUUUGGUCUCAGUGUGACAGGAAACAGCUUCGUUCGUGAAAUGCCGUGUGGUAGAUGCGCUUGCUCUGGCUGUAAAUUUGACCUGCAGCUGUGCUAUAGGCUUGUACAGAAACACUGCAGAUCAGAAAAGGUAUAAAUCCACACCUGUGGCGUUGGAGGGAAGAGGAGAUCAGUGUCGGUUUCACUCAGCGUACCGUAUAAAACACUUACUCAGCAGCUGUAUAUAUGGCUAAAUAUGUCGGGGGCGGGGUUUAGAGCAGCACUCUUUCAGUUGUACAGCGGCUACGUGAGUCACUGGUAACCUUUGACUAGGAAAUUCUUUAACAUUUUCUAUGACUAAACGUGUGUGUGUCUAGACACUCUCUCGCUUUGCUUACAGGGUGUUCAGGUUCAAUUCCACCACGCACCCCCUUACAUGCGACAAAAUCCUAUCCACCUUUGACUUCAGCUCUACACUGGAAGUUCUUUAGAGAGAACGGAGAGAACGCUGCUCAAAGCCUUUGAGAAGCGAGCGGUUUCAUUAGAGGAAGUUCUUCAUGCUCCGUCCGUCUCUUCAGUGUCCGAGUAACCACUUCCGGCUGCGUCCAUCAGUCGUACGAACUUUAUACAUACGAGUACAUUUUGAAGGAGCUGCACUAACAUUAAAACGCAUUCUCACGUGUAUAAGAUUCAAAUGUUGAUAUUUUGAUUUUAAUGAUAAUAAAAUAUUCUAAACAGAAA
Ictalurus punctatus (channel catfish) is the source of this 3363-nucleotide messenger RNA. It is a transcript of the gene rab14l, whose product is annotated as RAB14, member RAS oncogene family, like. The record is from RefSeq and is a predicted model, not a curated record. Gene Ontology annotation, biological process: endocytic recycling; defense response to bacterium; phagosome maturation. Gene Ontology annotation, molecular function: GTPase activity; GTP binding. Lineage: Eukaryota; Metazoa; Chordata; Actinopteri; Siluriformes; Ictaluridae. The coding region runs from base 1292 to 1891 and encodes 199 amino acids. Gene Ontology annotation, cellular component: Golgi apparatus; recycling endosome; trans-Golgi network. The transcript is spliced from 6 exons.